Messenger RNA from Sesamum indicum (sesame), 653 nucleotides. Its product is annotated as RNA polymerase II transcriptional coactivator KIWI. Gene Ontology annotation, molecular function: DNA binding; transcription coactivator activity. NCBI's taxonomy places the organism in Eukaryota, Viridiplantae, Streptophyta, Magnoliopsida, Lamiales, Pedaliaceae. The record is from RefSeq and is a predicted model, not a curated record. Gene Ontology annotation, biological process: positive regulation of transcription initiation by RNA polymerase II.
AUGGAGAAAAGUCGGUCGAAGAGAGGGAAGACGAGGGAGGAGGAUGGGGUGGUCUCCGACGGGGACGAGCCUCAGAAGAAGGUUCCGAAGCCCGACGACGAUUCCGAUGAGUCUGACACCAUUUUUAUCUGCGAGCUGUCGAAGAAUCGGAAAGUGUCGGUGAGGAACUGGAUGGGGAAGGUUGUGGUGGAUAUUAGGGAGUUCUACUUUAAAGAUGGCAAGGAAUUCCCUGGCAAGAAAGGCAUCUCAUUGAGCAUGGACCAGUGGAAAAUUCUCAGAGAUCAUGUGGAUGAAAUUGACAAGGAGAUUGAUACAUAAAAACAUGAUGGGGUUUUGGAUGGGAGCUUCAAGUAGAAAAAUCGGAACUAGUUGAAUAGCUGAAUGACCUACUGCCUAGCAUCAUUUCUGUAUAGAACAGUCUUUAGGAAGUCUUUUUGGGGUCUGUAUUUUCUUGAACUAUCGAACUUAGCUUGUAUACUCUUACAAUAUCCCUACUUUGAUGGCCGGUUACAUCAGUACUUUCACGCAUUGCCUGCUAUCAUUUGUACCAUUUCACUCUGCCCGCUUCGUUUCACAGGCUUGGCCAGACUGAACAAGAUGGGUGUUUGCUUAUUCUAAUUUCUUGUAGCGAAGUGUACUUUCUCUUCAUUUAA